AUGACAGAUGUAGCCGUCUCCUGUAGUAAAAUCGUUCUACUCGAUAUAUUCCACCCUAGCAGACCAAACAAUAUCAUAUGUACCUACGCUUUGAUUGAUGAACAGAGUAAUGCCUCUAUGAUCAGCCCAGAGCUCGUAGAUCAGCUCGGUAUGCAGAGUCCUAAGGAAAAAUACUUACUCUCCACAUGUAGCGCGUCAAAGGAAGUAAAAUUCGGCCGUCGGGUUUCAGGAUUACAAGUUAAAUCGUUGAACGGUAACUGUGAAGAUCUACCAACUGUAAUCGAAUGCGAUAACAUUCCAAAGGACAAAUGAGAAAUUCCAACUCCAGAAUUGGCCAAGCGGUAUAAUCAUCUGCGAGAUAUAGCCAACGACAUUCCACCUGUUGAUCCAGACGCUGAAAUUCAGUUGUUAAUCGGUCGGAACGCCCCGGAAAUUAUCAAAGUAAGAACAUUUCGCAAUGGAUCACCUGGUUCGCCGUGGGCACACAAGCUUUGCAUCGGUUGGACAAUUUGUGGGUAUCAAUGUAUCGACCGCCUUGGAGGUCCCAUUCACGUUCUGACUAAUCGAACUGUAUAUCACAACGUGCAAAGACCAAUUGGGAUUUAUGACGCAGCACCCGAAAUUAUACAAAAUCCUGACGUGAAGGAUCAGAGAAAAUCUAAGACUUCCCCUUGCAUCCAACACCACUUUGCACCCUGUCCCAAUAACUUCUCCAUCAAAGAUCCUUUCUCCAAGUCUCGGGACGAGAUACACGUUUACCGGAGAACAGAUCGCGAUAACGAGCCUUCAUUGUCUAUCGAAGACCACCGUUUUCUCAAAGUUAUGGAAUCGACUGCGCAGAAGAACGAAGCGGGAAAUUGGGAACUUCCCUUACCUAUCAAAGCAAAUGAUGUGAGUUUCCCGAAUAACAGAGAAUUCGUUCUUAACCGUCUCAAGAGCCUAAUCAGAUCAUUCCAGAGAAAACCACAACUGGAGGAAGACUACUUUAAGUUCAUGGCAAACCUCUUUCACCGCGGUCAUGCUCAAACUGUCAAAGCCAGUCCACCGCUGAAAGAUGCAAUCUACACUUCUAAACGUGACAAUAUAUGGUACCUGCCCCAUUUUGGUGUGUAUCAUCCACGCAAGCCAAACAAAAUCCGGGUAGUCUUUGAUUCGUCAGCGGUAUUCCAAGGCAAGUCCCUGAAUCGCGAGCUUCUCUCUGGUCCUGAUUUACUUAAUAAUCUUUUGGGGAUCCUGAUCAGAUUUAGAAGAAAAGAAAUCGGUGUUAUGUGCGACAUCAAGCAGAUGUUUCAUGCUUUCUACGUUUACCCUCCGCAUCGAGAUCUAAUGCGCUUCUUGUGGUAUAAAGAUAAUGACAAAGAAAACGAAAUCGUUGACUACAAGAUGACUGUGCAUAUCUUCGGAAACACCUCAAGCCCAGCAGUAGCAACAUUUGGAUUACGGAGGACGGCAGAUGAAGGGAAGGAAGAAUUCGGUGAUGCAGCGAACAAGUUUGUCCUUGACGACUUCUACGUGGACGAUGGAAUGACAUCUUGUGACACCGUAGGCGAAACUCUGCAGUUGAUAAAGGUUCGAAAGGUAAAGCUAGUCACGGCGACAUACGGGGAGAAGAAGCAUUACGUACGACCUAUCAAGGACCUGGUAUUUAUUAUGCAUGCUAAUAAAUAA
Molecule: messenger RNA, 1668 nt
Organism: Paramuricea clavata
Lineage: Eukaryota; Metazoa; Cnidaria; Anthozoa; Malacalcyonacea; Plexauridae
Source: the annotation of a GenBank genome assembly